Penicillium diatomitis is the source of this 2490-nucleotide messenger RNA. RefSeq names its product tRNA ligase. Gene Ontology annotation, biological process: tRNA splicing, via endonucleolytic cleavage and ligation. NCBI's taxonomy places the organism in Eukaryota, Fungi, Ascomycota, Eurotiomycetes, Eurotiales, Aspergillaceae. The transcript has a single exon. The record is from RefSeq and is a predicted model, not a curated record. Bases 1 to 2490 code for a protein of 829 amino acids. Gene Ontology annotation, cellular component: nuclear inner membrane. Gene Ontology annotation, molecular function: RNA ligase (ATP) activity; ATP binding; phosphoric diester hydrolase activity.
AUGGCGAUGGCGACGCAGAAUCCGUCCGAGAUCAGGAAGCUCGUGCAAGAGCUAGAGGAAGCUCGAAAGAUGAGUAAGGGUGCCAGAAAACAAUGCUUCACGUGCAAAAAGUCCACUUUCGCAGUCGCAGGCACUGCGGGGGUCACAGUGGACUCAUGGAAGUUCAUGGACUGGGAUUACAAAAUGCCAAACCUACCGAUCUACGCUCGUGGUCUGUUCACAACCGAAAGGAAGGACAAAACUCCGGAAAUUGCCGUGCGUGGCUACGACAAGUUCUUCAACAUCGGCGAAGUCAAGGAUACCGAGUGGCGCAACAUUGAGAACAAGACGAAAGGCCCUUAUGAGCUGAGCGUGAAAGAGAAUGGAUGCAUCGUCUUUAUCUCCGGCUUGGAGGACGACAAGUUGCUGGUCUGCAGCAAGCACUCGACGGGACACCGGAGUGACAGCGCCAAAAGUCACGCGCAGGUUGGCGAGGAAUGGGUGGAAAGAUGUGUGUCGGGCCUGGGGAAAACAACAAAGGACCUAGCUCGCACUCUGCGUCAGAUGAAUGUCACCGCUGUCGGCGAGCUAUGCGACGACAGCUUCGAGGAGCAUGUCUUAGCUUACGAUCAGACUGCCGCCGGCAUUUACCUUCAUGGGUUGAAUUACAACCAGACCGAAUUUGCAACCAUGUCGGGGGACAAAGUUCAUGAAUUCGCAGAUGCUUGGGGGUUCAAGAAAGCGAAGUAUGUCGUGUACGAUGACAUUACCGCCGUGAGACAGUUCCUAGAGAGCUGCGCAGAGACUGGUACCUGGGAUGGGCGCGAAACAGAAGGGUUCGUGGUCCGGUGCCAGAUCAGCGAUCGAGAUAGCGGAUAUCGCGAUUGGUUCUUCAAAUACAAAUUUGAAGAGCCCUACUUGAUGUACCGUCAGUGGCGCGAGUGCACCAAGGCAGUGAUUUCCGGAAAACUCCCAAAAAUCAAGAAACACCGCGGGAUCACAGAAGAAUAUCUCAACUUUGCGCGUAGGGAGUUCAUGAAGAAUCCCCAACUAACGGAGGAGUACCAACACAACCACGGCAUUAUCUCUUUGCGAGAGAAAUUCCUCCAGGAACGAGGCCUCAAGGGAUCUGAAAUCAUUGCUAUGGAAGAGGAGAGUAACAUGGCCAAAGAAGCCACCAAAAAUGUCAUUCUUGCCCCCAUUGCAUCUCUCGGCUGUGGAAAGACGACCGUUGCCCUCGCUCUUGUUUAUCUGUUUGGUUGGGGCCAUCUCCAGAACGACAACAUUCCGAAGCAGAAGGGAAAGCCUCAGAAGUUUGCGUUCGAGAUCACCAAAGCUUUGGCGACUCAUCCUGUGGUCAUUGCUGACCGCAACAAUCACCAGCGUCGGGAGCGACAGCAAUUGAUGGAUGAUACCUUCCCUGUUGUCCCCGACGCCCAGUUUGUCGCCCUCCACUACGUCCACGAGCCCAAGUCCGAAUUUCUUCCAGCUAUCAAGGAAGUGACUCGCAAGCGAGUGCUUGAGCGAGGUGACAACCACCAGACCAUUCGAGCUGGCAGCAAGAAUCAGCAGGAAAUCGUGGGCAUCAUGGAUGGAUUUCUGACUCGUUUCGAAGGAGUCCACGCCGACCGGGCUCCAGAUAUGAAUUUCCAGCAUGUCAUUGACCUCGAUGUCUGCUCAUCCUCUCGUGAGAAUCUUGAGACUGUCGUUAGAGCAUUGCACAGUGCAUAUCCACGUCUGGUCCCAAAUAUGCCUUCUGCCGAGGAGCUCGACAAGGCGAUUGAAGCUGCGCUGACAGACUAUCACGUCCAGGAGGACUUGAGCAAAGGCUACAGUGCACCAAAGACAAAGAAACAGAAGAACUCCAUUGUACCCGUCAUGUCACAGAAAGGAGUCCAGCCGAAAAGCCCUGAGGCUCUGGUCCAGAAAUCGGAAUACUUUGGGGUUUCGGUCCCUAGCUCAACGAUCACUGCCACGCUUCAAUCUCUCUUCAACAACAAAUCACCAGAGCUCGCCCGUUUCUACCAUUAUCUCCGCGAAUCACGCCGUCUUCAACCUGCAUUCCACGUCACUCUGAUCCAUCGUGCCUCUUCCCGAGAUCGCGCCGAGAUCUGGGACCGCUACACGAAACAGUUCAUUCGCUUCUUGAAGUCGAAUCCAGAUCACGAUCUCGCCAUCAGCCCUCCCCAGCUCGGCCGCGCCCAGGUGCGCCUCGAGCGCCUGAUUUGGGAUGACAAGUUGAUGGCCUUCGUGGUACGCCUGCUGCCUAUUGAAGGGGAAACAGGUGAAGGCGUUGCGAACGCGGAUGAAGGUCUACCGUGCGCGAACCGGGUCCCUCAUAUCACGGUGGGCACUGCUUCACAGGCUGUGAAACCAAAGGAGAGUAACGACCUGCUCCAGCGAUGGCUUCAGGUGGGAUCGGGUGGUGAUACGGGCAUCCACGAGCUGGAGGUUCCUAAUGUGCUGGUCGUGGAAGGAACGAUUCACCCUGUUAUGAUGCGUGGGAAGUAA